Molecule: messenger RNA, 1514 nt
Organism: Cucurbita pepo subsp. pepo (vegetable marrow)
Lineage: Eukaryota; Viridiplantae; Streptophyta; Magnoliopsida; Cucurbitales; Cucurbitaceae
Product: putative aspartic protease At2g35615
Biological process (GO): proteolysis
Cellular component (GO): extracellular region
Molecular function (GO): aspartic-type endopeptidase activity
Source: RefSeq, a predicted model, not a curated record
AGGUCAGUUUAUCUCUUAAACGUUUGGAAAUGGACUGAUUGCAUUACUCAGCCCCUUAACUUGAGAUGUCCACAACAUUUUCCUGCUCUGCUUCUAGUUCAUUAGAAACUUUUGGGUUGGUCAGGCGCUUUUGCAGAAGAUGCUAUCCUUUUAACUGCAAAGUCAGCCAACAUUAUGCAAGUCUUAUCAUCGCCAUAAUCUCAUCCAUGAUGACCAUGACAAAGCCUUCACGUUUGGCAACCAGGCUCAUCCAUCGAAACUCUUAUCUACACCCACUAUAUGACCCAAAUGAGACAGUUGAAGAUCGAUCGAAGAGAGAGGAGACGAGCUCCAUUGAACGCUUUGCUUAUCUUGAGUCGAAGAUUAAAGAAUUGAAGUCUGUUGGUAAUGUGGCUCGAUCAAACCUCAGCCCUUUCAACCGAGGUAGUGGGUUUCUCGUUAAUUUGUCGAUCGGUUCUCCACCGGUGGCACAGCUCGUAGUGAUUGACACUGGUAGCUCCCUCCUGUGGGUGCAAUGUCUGCCUUGUAUUAACUGUUUUAGGCAAUCGAGCUCAUGGUUUGAUCCACUGAAAUCAUCAAGCUUCAAAAUAUUGGGUUGUGGCUUUCCUGGCUAUAACUACGUCAGUGGUUACAGAUGCAAUGGUUAUAAUCAAGCCGAGUAUAAGUUGAGGUACCUUGGUGGGGAUACCUCCCAAGGACUUCUUGCGAAGGAAUCACUUCUCUUUGAGACAUCUGAUGAAGGUAAAAUCAGAAAGGCCAAUUUAACAUUUGGGUGUGGCCAUAUGAACUUCAAAACCAAUAUAGACGACAGCUACAAUGGCGUGUUUGGACUGGGUGCUUAUCCCUACAUAACAAUGGCAACUCAAUUGGGCAACAAAUUUUCCUAUUGCAUUGGCGAUAUCAAUGAUCCUCUCUACACUCACAACCAGCUCGUCUUGGGCGAGGGAGCCUACGUCGAAGGCGAUUCCACCCCUCUGGAGAUCCACUUCGGGCAUUAUUAUGUCAAUUUAGAAGGCAUCAGUGUUGGAACAAAGAGGCUCAACAUUGACCCAAAAGCCUUCCAGAUGACUUGGGAUGGCAGAGGUGGAGUUCUAAUCGACUCUGGAAUGACUUACACCAAGCUCGCCAAUGGUGGGUUUGAACUACUUUACGAUGAGAUACUCGAUUUGGCGAACGGUUUGUUGGAACGAAUCCCAACCAGGAGGCAAUUUGAAGGGCUAUGUUUCAAAGGAGUUGUGAGUCGAGAUCUUAUUGGUCUGCCGCCGGUGACGUUUCAUUUCGCCGGUGGUGCCGAUUUGGUAUUGGAAUCUGGAAGUUUGUUUAGGCAGCACGGUGGUGAUCGGUUCUGUUUGGCCAUCUUGCCAAGCAAUUCCGAGAUGUUGAAUCUGUCUGUGAUUGGUAUUUUGGCUCAACAGAAUUACAAUGUGGCUUUUGAUCUUGAACAAAUGAAAGUGUUCUUCAGCAGGAUUGAUUGUCAACUUCUAGACGACUAAAGGCCUCUUGGGAAUGAUUUU